Echinostoma caproni is the source of this 1347-nucleotide messenger RNA. Lineage: Eukaryota; Metazoa; Platyhelminthes; Trematoda; Plagiorchiida; Echinostomatidae. The record is from the annotation of a GenBank genome assembly.
AUGCACACUUCGCAGACAACCCCGGGGCUUGUGAAGCAUGUGAUUGGUUCGGCAGGUCCAGGCUAUUCGGCGGUCGAUCCGAAUGUGGACGAAUGUGCCGCGAAUGCCGCGAGUGCCGCGGCAGCUACUGCGGCUCUGGCCGCUGCAGCGGCUGCUGGAUGUUGCAUGAGCCUUUCGGCAGCCGCUGUUGCGUCCUCCUCUUCCACCUCCGCCUCCUCCACCUCAUCCUCAUCCUCGACGACCAGUAACAACCAGCACGAAUUUCAUCCCUCACUGUUUCUCAAUCAUCAUGGACAGCCAAAACCUGAGGAUUAUUAUGCACUUCGACCUCAACCGACCAGUCCCCAUCCCGUGCAAUCUCCAUUUGUCUAUCCUCCAAUGGGCCUCGUUCGGCGUGAAAUGGAAUCAAUGCAUGCGUCCGACGGUGUCUUACGACCAGAUGACCCCGGUUUUCUCAGCCCUGAGACCGGAACUGUUUAUACCGACCCGUCAGGACUCAAAUGCCCCGGAUCCUCUCCUUCAUCAUCAGCCAACAGUACAUUUUUAUCCCUAACACAUGAUCAAACACCACCACCACCACCCGCAUGCGCAAUAGAUACAAUGGCUCAACAGGCACAGCGUGAUCAUUCAUUUCCUUCUUCUACCACCGUUUACGAAUCCUCCUCUGUGCUAUUAGGAGGAUUGGGUAACGGAUUAAAACCGGUCGGCGCAUAUCCUCACGAGGACCUCAUGAAUCCAUAUGGAUCCGACACUGAUCAUCUGAAUUGUCACACACCUUAUUCACAAUUGAACUGUUUGGCCACAGGCCGGAGUUACGCGUUCGGGGAUGACUCGGCCGAUCUGCAUGAUCCGUUUCGUCGACUGGCCGAAACUAGUCGAUGUCGUCCGGAGUUUGAUUGUGCUGAUCUGAUGGGCUGGAAACCAACCGAUUUUGACGAUCCCAAUUAUCCGAUUGACAAAUAUGAUACACCCAUCAGUUCCGAGCCGGCCAAUCGUCCCCUAGCCUCGGGCAAAGGUGUAGAUUAUGCUCCGGACACGUUACGUUAUCCCACUUUCGGGAAAACUGUUCCACUCGCACUGAGGACUAAUUAUGCGCCAAACUCUGUCCCCGGCGCACACACGCAUUUACACCAGCCGACAGCAACCGCAGUGAUCUACCCAUGGAUGAAACGGGUUCAUUCUAAAAAUACAGGUAUGCAAUAUAAAGAGGACGUCAAACACCAUACACACUAUAGAACAUUGAUGUUCCCAUACGCCACAACAUAUUUAGCCCAGUUUGAAGAUGCAGGGCAGAAUAUGGAACCGUUUUCAAAUCAAAAAAUCAUCGGACUCCCCAUAACAGAUUAG